GGGGCGGAGGAGGCCGGGCUGAGCGUGGCGGAGCAGCGGCGGGGGGGAACGGAAGAUGGCGGUGUCCGUCCUGCAACUGGUGGAGUUGGCUCUCCAUGGAGCUGCCUUCCUCUGUGGGAUCGUCUGCGCUUCGGCCCUCACUGUGGCACAGGGAGAAUUUGGAGGCUGGUGCAUCCUCUAUGGCACGGUGAGCUGGAAUGGGACUGCACUGGUGCCCAAGUCCUUCAGCCACAUCUCCCUCUGCUAUUUUGUCUCGGCCGUCUCCGUCGUGGUGGCCCUGUACUGCUUCUCGUCGCUCCUCUACGGCAUCUACAGCUGCUGCACCAAUGAGUCCCAGUGGGACCGCACCUGGCUCAGCAUCACCCUGGUCGUCGCCUUCAUCAUCCUCUUCUUCCUCCUUAUCGCAGCCUGCAUCCUCCGCGUGGGGAUGGAUGCUCUCUGCACCUCCAUCAUGCAGACCAAGAGCCUGUCCAGCUGCCAGGAUGCUGAGCACAAGCCAUGGGUGUCCUACAGCCCAACCCGCUUCUACAGCAACCUCUACAGUGCACAGGCAUCGGCCUGGGUGAACAUGUUCCUCUGGUGCCUGCUGACCACCCGGCUGCUGGUCCAGCGACGGAGGGAGGGUCCUCUCCCGCUGUUGCGUCACAACGAUCCCGAGUGGAGUGCCGAGACGGAAGCCAUUUUCGGGGGACGCCCGAUACAGCCCUGAAGGAAGGGGGUACCAGGCUGGGGUGGGGGUGUGGGCAGACCUGGGUAAGGAGUGUGGGGUACCCUUCUCCAGGCACCCUAUGAUGCAAGAGAAGGCAAGGACAUCAUUAGCCCUGCCACCCCCCCGGUCCUGCCCGUGGUGACGAAGGCAGCAGUGCCGAAGGACCCUCUGCCAGCGAGCUGGGUGUUGGGUGGCACCGGCCACCCUCCUCCAUCGUCAAGGCUUUUUUGGGUGCUGAGCUUCGUUAUUAAAGACAAAGAUUUCCUGUA
Aquila chrysaetos chrysaetos is the source of this 978-nucleotide messenger RNA. It is a transcript of the gene TMEM179B, whose product is annotated as transmembrane protein 179B. The transcript is spliced from 5 exons. NCBI's taxonomy places the organism in Eukaryota, Metazoa, Chordata, Aves, Accipitriformes, Accipitridae. The record is from RefSeq and is a predicted model, not a curated record. The coding region runs from base 56 to 709 and encodes 217 amino acids.